AUGGUAGAUCUAGAACAAAAACAUUCCAUUCCUGUACGUCGAGUAAAAUUUUUGCUUCGGCUACUUAGAGGCCGUUUGGAGGUUGAUCUAAAUAAAGACAAACUUCUCUUUAAACAUAUGUGUCACGAAAUGGAAAGACUAAACAAUGGGGAAGAUGUUUCUUUCCAUGAUAUUCUGAGUAUGCUCUCCUAUCGGAGUGUUGAUAUUCGUAAAUCAUUACAAUUAGAUGAAUUAGUACAGAGAGAAGAAUUGGAAUAUUUAAUAGAAGAAGAGGUGGCAAAACAGACAAUUCGUGAUUGGUUAGAAUCUUGUUUAAUUAAAAAUAAACAAUUAAAAAAACAACAACAAGAAACGGCAAUGGGGGAUUUACUUACACAAAUAAGAAGUACUACAACAACACAAACUUGUCAAACAAAAUUAUUAUUAAAACAGCCAAUAAGUCCUAAAAAACAAAUUAAAUGUGAUAGAAAAGAAAGUUCUCCAAAUAAAAAAAGUAGUGAAGGAAAUUCUGAAAUAGUAAAGAACGAAGGACCUUUUGUUAAGAAUGAAGAACAAACAAAUAAGGUUGCCGAAAAAGUUGAUAAACGACGUCGUAGCAGUAGUAUACCAGAAUUAGUUGAGGAGGCAAAACGUUUUGUUUGGGGUGGUCGACUAAAAUCAUUACCACGUAUAAAUUUCGGUCGUCAAAGACAAUUACAAUCUACAAAUACUUCAAUAAAAGAGGAAGGAGUAACAGGAAGUAAUAAACAGCCAGACAGACCAACAAUUUCAAUAAUAUCAGAAUUAAUUGCUGGGCAAAUGUGUCAACAACAACAAUUAUUUGAAAUUGCCACAAAAGAUCAAAAUAUUUCUUUAAAUAAAAAUCAAAUUGAAGAAAAUAGAAAAUCUUCCCUAAGUCCAAGGACAGGAAAAACACACCUUUCCCCUACAACAUUUUCAAUUAAACGAGAAAGGGAAGAAGAAACAGAAAAAUUAUCUGUAGAAGAAACAGAUGUCCGUAGAUUGUCUUUAGCUGCUUAUUUGCAACAGCUUGACUCAACUAAUUAUUCAAAUAAAAGGAAGAUUCGUGCCACAACUCAACAACAGAUAAAUAGUAUUAACGUAGAUAAUGUAUUAGAUUGGUGGGAUAAUAUUGAAUAA
This is a messenger RNA of Meloidogyne enterolobii, 1140 nucleotides long. NCBI's taxonomy places the organism in Eukaryota, Metazoa, Nematoda, Chromadorea, Rhabditida, Meloidogynidae. The record is from the annotation of a GenBank genome assembly.